AUGCAGCUCAAGCUCUCCUUCGUUGCCGGUCUGAUCGCCUCGUCGGCACUUGCCGUUGCUGCUCCCGUCGAGCAGGAGCGAGGCAUCGAGGUCGGCAUCUCGAAGCGUGCCACGCUCACCAAAGAAGGCUCGUCCGAGAUCGACUGGGCCAAGGUGGAUGCCCACAUGAACGGGCUUCGUGCAAAGUACUCCAAGAGCUUUUCCAACUACGAGAAGAACACGGGCAAGGUGCACCCUGCUAAGCGCGACCUCCCCGAGCACCUUGCCAAGCGUGGUACUGGCACCAUUGGGCUCACGGACCAGCAGAAUGGUGAGCUGUGGACCGGUACUUUGGCCUUCGGUACGCCCGCUCAGAGCUUCCCGAUCGACUUUGACACUGGCUCUUCAGACACGCUCGUAAACCCAGGCGCGUACGACCCCAGCCAGUCGUCUACCUCGGCCACCAAUGGAGACCAGUUCUCUACCGCUUACGGCGAUGGCACCACCGCCCAGGGUACGAUCUACACUGACGUCGUACAUGCUGCUGGCUUGACUGCCUCGAAUGCGGCGAUCGGUGUUUCGAACCAGGAGUUUAUCUCCUCGUCCGAAGGCUCGCAGGGUAUCUCGGGCAUGGCGCUUCCGCAGCUCUCGGCAUUUGGCUCCAACUACCCCCCCUACUUCUACAGCCUCAAGCAGUCCGGCGCCGUGUCGUCGGGCAAGUUCCAGUUCGACCUGCGCACGUCGGGCUCGACACUCUUCCUUGGCGGUACCAACUCGGCCAAGUACUCGGGCACUCCGGUCUACCAGAGCAUCGACUCGAGCCGGGGCUUCUGGCAGGUGCCCGCUUCGGUCAACGGCCAGAGCAUCGAGUCGAUCGUCGACACGGGUACAACCAUCAUUGUUGCUCCCACAUCGCAGGCCAAGCAGCUCUUCUCCAAGCUCGGCUUGCCUACCUUCACGCAGGACGGCAGCACGUACGCUUACUACAACUGCAACUCUCCUCCUACGAUCACCUUCAAGUACGGCAGCUACUCCAAGUCUCUGUCGGCUGCUACCACGUCGUUCGGUACCACCAACAACGGCCAGUGUGUGCUCUCGAUCGCUGGUGGCAAUGUUGGCGUCAACGGCUGGGUCACCGGUGACUCGUGGCUCCAGAACACGGUUGCCAUCUUUGACACUGACAGCAACCGUGUCGGUUUCGCCAACAAGGCCUGA
Molecule: messenger RNA, 1194 nt
Organism: Mycosarcoma maydis (corn smut)
Lineage: Eukaryota; Fungi; Basidiomycota; Ustilaginomycetes; Ustilaginales
Exons: 1
Coding region: 1-1194 (397 amino acids)
Biological process (GO): proteolysis
Molecular function (GO): aspartic-type endopeptidase activity
Source: RefSeq, a predicted model, not a curated record